AAUGCACUUAUUACCUGUAAACACGUAAAAUGACAGGUGUUGUAAACAUGGUAUAUUUAAUCGAAAACUCCAUUAAUUGUCCUCAAAUAUGUAAAACAUCUUUUCACAUAACAUUGAUAUAAUGCCGUACUCAGUUUUGACCAUAUUAGUCCUGCUAAAUUUUACUCUGGGUCUUUGCCAGGCAAACGUAGGGUGUUCCAACUGUUUGUAUGGCCUUUCGGAACACUGUGUACAGGAAGGUGAGGAGUUCUCCUGCCUUUUUGGCUGUAUGCCUGGCUGGGUAGGGGACACAUGUAACAGGACAUGUUCACGCUCCAGCUGCAAGGAGUGUAUCAUCAAUGGAGGCCUUGAAGAAUGUACAAGGUGUUAUGCAGGACAAUAUGGCCCUCUCUGCAACAUACCCUGUAACACAAACUGCAAGGGGUUUAGCAGCAUGGACGACACAUGUGACUUCUACGGUAACUGUUUGUUCGGAUGUAAGCCAUUUUGGGAAGGCCCCAGGUGUGACCAUCACAACUGUACAAUAGAGCGAUGUAAUCACUGUCGGAUAUCUACAUACAAAAAUAAAGAGUGCUACCAAUGUCAUGAAGGAUAUUAUUGGGACAGUGAAAGAGAAGUGUGCACUGCGUGCAGCAGCAACUGUUUGAACGGAGCAAAUGAUUGCAACACACAGACUGGCGACUGCACACACUGUAGAUCAGGAUACUUUGGAAACCGAUGUGAUAAGCAAUGCACUAUUAUGAACUGUUUAAACUGCAGCUCAAGUGCAAAGUGUAAAGUGUGUCAAUCUGGUUUUUAUCCUGCUCAGAACAGGGCAGUGUGUAACUCUUGCGAUGACCGCCACUGUAUCGGGACUUGCAGCCAGAGUACCGGGGACUGUCCGGAAGGCUGUGAGGCUGGCUGGUAUGGAAAAGACUUCUUCUGUAAUCUGGAGUGUAAGGUGAACAACUGUGCACAGUGUGCCCUCGGGUUCAUGAACACAGAACUGUGCGUGCGAUGCAAUCCUGGCUACUAUGUGAAUGAUGGUGGCUGUACAAUAUGUCCUGAGAAUUGUAAAGACAACCUCUGUUAUGAGUUAAAAAGCACUUGUAAAAAUGGUUGUAAGGCUGGUUACUAUGGUGACAAUUGCCAGUGGGAAUGUAACAGUGGCUGUGACAAUGGGGAAUGUGAUCCGGAUACUGGCAAUUGUGUCUGUAAGUAUGGCUGGUUUUCUGAUAGAUGUGACCGGUUGUGCCCCAACUACUGUUCAUCUGACACUUGUGCCUCAUACAAUGUCACUGCUGGCUGUGCCAGUUGUGAACCAGGCAGAUACGGCAGGGUCUGUGAACUGAAAUGCAGUUCUAACUGCUCACCUAAGGGUUACAUCUCCAACAACUACAUAUACUGCAAUAAGGUGAACGGUUCCUGUGAUGGACCGUGCCAGAAUGGAUUUUACGGUCACAACUGCUCCACCACAUGUCCAGGUGGUUGUGGGGGCAGCUGUGAUCAGGAUACAGGGAUGUGCAUUUCUGGCUGCGAAAUCCACAACUACGGCAAGCUGUGUCACUUAUGCCCCAAGAACUGUGUUCGUUCCCAGCUUGCCUAUAAAAGAACGUGUGACAUGGACACAGGGGAAUGUUUCCUAGGCUGUGCAGCAGGAUUCUAUGGGCCGCUUUGCAGUAUAACCUGUGAUGCAAACAAACAUUGCAAGGACAACAAAUGUGAUGAUUCAGGGAAAUGUGAAUUGGAGUGUGAGCAAUCUGGUAUCUGUGUGGGCGACUGUCCGGCCGGCUUCUUUGGGCCGAAGUGUGACAAGAAAUGUAGCUCUACUUGCACGGGUGGUGUUUGUUCGAAGGAAUUAGGUUCAUGUGUGUAUGGGUGCCUGGAUGUGGUGAUGUACGGUACUCAGUGUGACAAGCUGUGUCCGGUGACAUGUGUGAACCAGUCAUGUGACCGCAAGACUGGACACUGCAUCACCUGCGGGAUCGGCAAAUAUGGCAGCAUCUGCACUGAUGACUGCUUGCCGGGAUGGUGGGGCGAGGGUUGUCGGGAAACAUGUGGCCACUGCAAGGACUCAAACCCAUGUAACAUCAUCAAUGGCAACUGCCCCCUCUCUGCUGGAUGUGAGGUGGGAUGGACAGGGGCAAAGUGCCUACAGGGUUCCCAAAGAAGCCACCAAAUGAAUACGGCUGAGAGAUCCAACCUUGCCAUUGCCCUUGGUGUGAGUGUUUCUGUGGUGCUGGUCAUCAUAGUCUUGGUGGCCAUUUUCUACUGGUGGAGGAGGAAAUCCCACGAGAAGACUUCACAUAAUGAACCUGAGCCAGCUGUGGUCUCCACAACUACUAUUGAGGCCAUGGGCAGUGGACUGGAUGAGCCAGGUUCAGGGGACAGUGAUAGGGACAGUGCCCGCAGUGACACCAAGCUACUUGCAGAGGAAACAUCGGGUCUGCGGGUGACGUCAGGUUCGAGUCUCAGGGAGAGCCACCACCACAGACUGUACGAGGGGCAGGUGCUGGUUGGAGGGACUUUCCAUGAUUGCUGUGUCCGCAUCACUCAUCUUGGGGAAGUAGAGUCAAAAUCCAAGGAAGUCUGGAGGCGCCUUAUGAAUGAGACUGAGAUACAAAGGCUGUCAUGCUCACACUCAAAUGUUGUACAGCUCUUACAAACAUACCAAAACAGAAGUAUAUUCUGUGUGGCGUUUGAUGUGUGUAUGAGGAACAGUCUCCAUGACUUUCUGCUAGCCAUGCCUCCUGGUCGUAAAGGCAACCGAGACAUUGUCAUUCCACUGACCAAGAUAUGUGUGGACAUUGCAGCUGCACUUAGCCAUCUGCACAGUCUGCAUGUGCUACAUCGACAGUUGAGGCCCUGCCAUGUGUACAUGACUGGUGCAGGGGAGGCCAAAUUGGGGGACUUCUACUGGGCAAAGCUGGUCUCUGGUACUGACACCCAGACAGUAGAAGAGUUUGUGGUGGAGGGCGGAAAGAUGCGGCUGGCCCCAGAGACCCUGCUGAACUCACAUUACACAGACAAGACCGACAUAUGGGGUCUUGGCCUGAUAUGCUGGGAGGUGAUGUCAGUGGGGAAGGUCCCGUAUGCAGGUCUAGAUGAGCAGACGUACAGACAGACAGUGCUUGAUGGGUCACGCCCACCCAUGUGUGCCUAUAUGCACAUGUACAUGUAUUGCGUGCUGAAGAGCUGCUGGCAAUAUUACCCAGAUGACAGACCAAAUGCAGAGCAAGUUCUCAACCAGCUCCUGGAUGUUCAGGUAGAAGGAAGAGUGUCUGAAUCUAAAGAAACUGCCCUAGAAAAAGAAAGGCGCCAUGGACAACCAUUGAACUCGAGACAGCUGCCAACAUCAAAAGAAGAUGUGUCUGUAAUCCUAAACCCUAAAUUUGGUGCACGGUAUGCUAACAAACAGUUUCCAUUGUAUGAAAACCAACAUUCCAUAAAAGCUGAAGCCUGUGAUCAAGAUACAUUUUCUACCAAACAUACUGGUAUUCCCAGUGCAAAUCCUGGUGCUACCGGCAGACCAAGUGCUAGACCAAAGGCCUCCUACCAGGAGCUGCCACAGAAUGAUCAGGGAAAGUCAUCUGCCCAGCAAAACCCAACCAUCCAUCAUCACCCAACCACCCAGACCCAUCAUCAACCAACCACCCAGACCCAGCAUCGCCAAACCUCCAAGACCCAGCAUCGCCCAAAUACCCAGACCCAGCAUCAACCAACUACCCAACAUCAACCAACCACCCAGACCCAGCAUCACCUAACUGCUAAACCUCAGCCACAUGCUCAAUGGGGCCCGAUGCACAAUGAUCAGCAGAGGAAACAUGCACCCCUGGAGCAUCCUGGACAACUGUCAGCACACAAUAAGCAGAAGAAUGACAAACUUCAGGAUGAAUACACCAACCACUACAGUAACCCUUCUGAUAAAGGAGUUUACCAAGCUAACUUCUUGAUGAAUAAACCUGAAAGAAACCGUGAUUGCACAUCUUCCACCACUCCUCACCAGGCAUUUAGGCAGACUGAAAACAGUGUCAAGUUGGCAGACAGUGAAAUCUUUGAGACAGAAAUAUAAUGAAUCUCAAAAUGGCAGUUCCAUAUAACCUCAUUUCCAUAUCUUGACUAAAUUGGAAACUUAUCUGUCAAUUGUUUAUAUGUGUGGAGAAAGUUUAUUUUGACUAUUUGCCAUACUAUAGUAAGACUUACUGUAAGUGCUUUUUACCAUAGGUUGUUUUCCAAUAAGCAGAUAUUUAUUGGGAACAUGUAGUUCGAAAAUUAAGAUUAACACCGUUUAUGCAUGACCACUAAUAUUUGAUAAGGGCAUUUGAGAAGAUAAUUGUGAUAAUUUAUUGAUGAGAAUUUAAUCAUAUUCUUAUGAUGUUUCUUUACAAAAUGAUUUUUUUUUAUAAAGAUAAACUUUGCUAUUUAUUCAUUUAUUAUAUUUUCUUUUCCAUUAAGUAUACGACAGCUUUUGAGCAUGUGAGCAAUUUCCACAAUGCAAUAAAUAAAUAAUCGGUGCCGAAACUGACGACUUAAAAAAUAUAUUGUAAGACGUUUCAUUAUAGACUAAAAAUGGUCGUUCGAAACAUCAGAUUACUAGAGAUUUUAGCUUGUGCCCCGGCGUCCUGGAGCGAUUGCAGUUUUACUGUAAUACUUAUUUAUUUUGUAACUGUAUCAUAGGACACAUCAGCCUGUAUUGACCUGUAUUGUCACUUGUGAUAUAAUUCUAUGACAUUUAGUACAGCUAUGUAGCCAUAUUACUUAAGAAAUAAAGCAUAAUGAUGAAAUUGUAUUUAUAUUUUAUCUCCCUUGUUUGGCAAAUCAAGAAAUACUUUGUAUACUUUUGUGCCAUGAUAUUAUUGAAAAUUAUUACUACAGCGCAAUUUAACAUGUAUGUGUAUCCAACAAUUAUAUAUGAAAGUGUCAAGUUUGAAGUUAUAUUUUUUACGCAGACUAUGUUUAUGUGUGACCCUCGUAAACUUUGCUUGUCUGUAUAGCCUUAACCAUGCGCCUCUAAACAGGCUCUGUGUUUAUUGUUUGACCAAGUACUGGGCUUGUCUCUGUAGUUUCCAAUGUAUUAGUUCAAGGACAGUAUUCAGAUUAUAGAUUUGUUGCUGUAAUUUAUUACAUGUUAUUUUAUAUUCAAUAAAGGCCCCACAAUUUUCAUUGUGGAUGCUCUAUAGUAAUCAUCUUGUCAUGGCAUUCUGUAAGUUUCCAAUUGUUUUCUUAAUAACUUUAAAACCAAAGACAUCAGCUAAAAACUUCAAAAUAGUUCAUCACAGUAACACUUUUUUACCACAAGUAACAUAACUGUGAUGUGAAUAUCGAUAGGUGUAGAACCCGGUAUAAACAUAUUCAAAUUGAACAAGUGAAUUUACUUUUUAUUACAAGCUUUUGAGGAUUAGAUGAAAUAUAUAUAAAAAAAAAGUUGAAGCACUAUGUACUGAAAGAUGUGAAUGAAAAUUGAAACAACGAUUACGAGCAGUAAUAUAUUGAACUCGUGAACAUUUGAAGAACUAUAACUCUGUGGCUUGUGAUACUAAUUGAGGUAGUGAUGCAAAAGAAUUUAUUUUUCAUCAGAGCUUGAAAAGUAUGAGAUGAACGUGAAUCAUUAAUUUAUGCCAAUGUUGACUUGUUACAUUUUAAAAACCAUAACUCUGAGACCUGUUGUUUAUAAAUUGCUUCCCUGUACAAACAAAGUAUGUUUGAAAAUUAUUCAUAACUUAUGCCAGUGUUAACUGGACAUAUUUUAAGGAACAUACAUUUGUGACCAGUGGUUAAUGCUGUGUUUCUUGAAUAAUUAUGGAAUAUAAAAAUAAUAUUUGAGCAUAGCUUUUGGCAUGUAGUUUAAAGUGCUAGCUUGGUUUUCUAUUUUUGUUUAUGACUUGCAAUACAUGACUGUAUUUUGUUUGUUGUAGAUUGAUGUUAUACGGAGCGUUUUGUUAAUAAAAGGAAUACUAAAACAUU
This is a messenger RNA of Mya arenaria, 5943 nucleotides long. RefSeq names its product epidermal growth factor receptor-like. The record is from RefSeq and is a predicted model, not a curated record. The coding region runs from base 122 to 4051 and encodes 1309 amino acids. NCBI's taxonomy places the organism in Eukaryota, Metazoa, Mollusca, Bivalvia, Myida, Myidae. Gene Ontology annotation, molecular function: ATP binding; protein kinase activity. The transcript has 15 exons. Gene Ontology annotation, biological process: protein phosphorylation.